Lepisosteus oculatus (spotted gar) is the source of this 2310-nucleotide messenger RNA. RefSeq names its product proliferation-associated protein 2G4. Lineage: Eukaryota; Metazoa; Chordata; Actinopteri; Semionotiformes; Lepisosteidae. The record is from RefSeq and is a predicted model, not a curated record.
GGGCCGGGCCUGGUGACGCGCGGUGGAGGCCGGGCCGGAGCCGCGGGGUCGAGCUGUCUGCCAGACUGAGCUCGCCGCCGACACACCGGGGAGAGAGAAGCGUUGGAGAGCCGCCGACGAAAGAUGUCCGGAGACGACGAACAGCAAGAGCAGACCAUCGCGGAGGACCUGGUGGUCACCAAGUACAAAAUGGGAGGCGACAUCGCCAACCAGGCCCUCCGGAAGGUGGUGGAGGCAGCCAAGCCCGGGGUGUCUGUCCUGGCUCUCUGUGAGAAGGGGGACGCCCUCAUCAUGGAGGAGACUGGCAAGAUCUUCAAGAAGGAGAAAGAGAUGAAGAAAGGCAUUGCCUUCCCCACCAGUGUGUCCGUCAAUAACUGUGUCUGCCACUUCUCCCCACUGAAGAGCGACCCUGACUAUACGCUGAAGGAGGGAGACCUGGUCAAGAUUGACCUGGGUGUCCAUGUUGACGGCUUCAUUGCCAACGUGGCUCACAGCUUCGUCGUGGGAGCGACUAAGGAGGCCCCAGUGACGGGGCGCAAGGCUGACGUCAUCAAAGCGGCCCAUCUGUGCGCUGAGGCUGCGCUGCGUCUCGUCAAGCCCGGCAACCAGAACACUCAGGUGACAGAGGCCUGGAACAAGAUUGCACAGUCCUUCAAAUGCACGGCCAUCGAGGGGAUGCUGUCUCACCAGCUGAAGCAGCACGUUAUUGAUGGAGAGAAGACCAUCAUUCAGAACCCUUCAGAUCAGCAGAGGAAGGAUCAUGAGAAGGCGGAGUUCGAGGUGCACGAGGUGUACGCUGUGGACGUGCUGAUCAGCACCGGAGAGGGGAAGGCGAGGGACGCUGGCCAGAGGACCACCAUUUACAAGCGGGACCCAACCAAGCAGUACGGGCUGAAGAUGAAGACCUCGCGCGUGUUCUUCAGCGAGGUGGAGAGGCGUUUCGACGGCAUGCCCUUCACUCUCCGGGCAUUUGAGGACGAGGGGAAGGCGCGGCUGGGCGUGGUGGAGUGCGCCAAACACGAGCUGCUGCAGCCCUUCAACGUGCUGUACGAGAAGGAAGGGGAGAACGUGGCCCAGUUCAAGUUCACAGUGCUACUCAUGCCCAACGGGCCCAUGAGGAUCACCAGCGGGCCCUUCGACCAGGAGCUGUACAAGUCGGAGCACGAGGUGCAGGACCCUGAGCUCAAGGCGCUGCUACAGAGCUCAGCCAGCCGGAAGACACAGAAGAAGAAGAAAAAGAAGGCCUCCAAGAACGCGGAGAACGCCACGACGGGACAGCCGGUGGAGGAGACAGAGGCUGCUGAAUAACCUCCCCGCUAACUGCCGCGCACACACACACACCCUCCAAAGAACAGAACUCAGACCUAAACCAAGUCUUCAGAACGAUUAUUAAUAAGAGUAAACAGGCCCAAAGCAGUCCCCCGAUUCUCCUCAGCCUUGGGGAUGAUCUCUCAGUCCCCCUGGCCUUGCCCGAGCACGAUGGGGAACAGAGAGAGGAGCUGGCUGUCCCGCUGCUGCCCUCUCUCUUCUCCGGAGAUGCCGCUCUCCGAGCCCCGAGCCCCGAGCCCAGCUGACCUUCCUGAGCAAGGCAGAAAGACUAGCCAGCCGGUUAGACAUGCCUGGCGCUGACCCCUGACCCCUGACCCACCCCCCCACGCGGCCUGCAGAGCUCACGCAGAGCGGAAGGGCAGUAAUGGCCCGGUUACUGUGGGUAUUAAACCUCUAAAAACAGCCCUUGAUUUGUUAGUGAUUGCCCGGAUUUAACAAUCUUAGAACCCACUUGAAAGCUCUGUUGAAGAGACAGAUAUUUUGGCGGUGGAAAAUGUUUUGGUUUCCUGGGAAUCCUCUUGGUAAACUGAGAUGUCUAUAGAUAUCGGUUCAUGUCCCAGAACAGACAAAAUCCCUUGAAUAAUCAUCCAAACUCACUGGAUCCUCCACAGAAAUGAGUAACCACCCGUAAACAGCAUUGCUGCUCUGCCCUUCUCUCUGGGGAAGACAGGUAGUAAGUGUAUUUAGGAAACAAAUUUAAAGUCUGUUUAGAAUCAACCCUGAGCAAAUAACAAAUCGGUGUAAUCCAUGUGCAGCCUGUCGGUUGAAUUCUCUCUCGCACUGCCUGGGGGCUGGAGAAAGAGGGCGCUGUUCUCACCAGCCCUAGAACCCAGGAUGGUUCUUCUGAAAAUGUCUGUUGGAUGACAAGUCUGACAGGAAUGCCUUUACUGACGUUACACUUUCAAAAUUUAGGGGAGACAAACUGUUUUUUUGUUCAGUUUUGCUGACUGGAUUGCUUGAUUAAAUAUUUCCUUGCCCGUG